Molecule: messenger RNA, 855 nt
Organism: Symbiodinium sp. CCMP2456
Lineage: Eukaryota; Dinophyceae; Suessiales; Symbiodiniaceae
Source: the annotation of a GenBank genome assembly
AUGCGCCGCUGUCUGUGGACAGCACGUUUGGUGUCUUGCCAUACAGCGGCCUCUCCGUCCAUCUUCUCGGAGACCUACUUCGGAAGUGCUGGUGGCACAGGGUCCGACUCUCAAGUUGUCGACUGUGCUUUCCCGAACUGGUGGAUCAGGGCGGGGUUUUCCUUAUCAGAUUACAACCCAACCGGCAGCUCUCCAUACGCUGGCUCGCCCAUGGGAAUGCUGCGAGGGCCCAGCAACAACCACGCGAAUGCCAUAAUGACACGCUUCGGCUCGAUGACUGGUACAAGUGCGUCGAGGGUGAUGCGACUGUCAGCGGGAGCCUCCACGGAGGACCACAUGGGCAGGUGGGCAGCAGCUCGGGCGGCAACAGCGGCGACUUCGAGGACCCCGGUCACAUCGCCGAAUGACCCCCUCUUCAUGUUCCAUCAUGCAAAUGUGGGCCGCAGCAUGCGUUGGUGGAUGCUGAAAAAUGCAGCCAAGCGCAGCACCUUCUACGGCUUUCCUGCAGCCCACGCCGAAGGCAUUCGCGAGAAUACCGGGAGCUACUAUUUGCAGAACCUCCUUGACGUGAUGUCAAGCACCUCAGGUUUCACCACUGCCGACCUUGGCUUCUCCGAUGCCUCCUCCGGUUUCCAGACCAACGCGGAUCUGCUUUGCCACAACGGUCCCCCCACGAGUGCGUACACCUAUGACACGGAGGUGGCAUGCUCUGGAGGAAGCACUGCCUGCUCGGCGGUUUGGGGCGAUACCACGGACGACAGAGGCCGGGACGACAGCUGGCGCGACACAGGCAGAAGCCACAGUGGCCGGGACGACGACAGAAGCCGGGACGACAGAAGCCAGGACCCGCGUUAG